This is a messenger RNA of Otolemur garnettii (small-eared galago), 2104 nucleotides long. It is a transcript of the gene N4BP3, whose product is annotated as NEDD4 binding protein 3. NCBI's taxonomy places the organism in Eukaryota, Metazoa, Chordata, Mammalia, Primates, Galagidae. The transcript is spliced from 5 exons. Gene Ontology annotation, cellular component: cytoplasmic vesicle. The record is from RefSeq and is a predicted model, not a curated record. The coding region runs from base 77 to 1702 and encodes 541 amino acids.
CGCGAGGGGUGCGGUUCCGCGGGCUGGCAAGCGCGACGCCAGCAUGAAGCAGCUGCCUGUGCUCUGUUGAAACUUCAUGGCCACAGCCCCAGACCCUGCUGACAUUGCCAUGGGCAGCGUGGGCAGCCUGUUGGAACGUCAGGAAUUUUCCCCUGAAGAGCUACGUGCAGCACUUGCUGGGUCCCGGGGCACCCGCCAGCCUGAUGGGCUCCUCCGGAAGGGCUUGGGCCAGCGUGAACUCCUCAGCUACCUGCACCUCCCCAAGAAGGAUGGCAAGACCACCAAGCGGGCCCCUCGGAACGAGCCUGCUGACUAUGCCACCCUCUACUACCGGGAACAUCCUCGGGCUGGUGACUUCAGCAAGACUUCUCUGCCUGAGCGAGGUCGCUUUGACAAGUGCCGCAUUCGCCCAUCAGUGUUCAAGUCUGCAACAGGCAAUGGGAAAGGUGUCCUGUCCAUGCAGAGCCUGGCAGCCCAUAAGGGCCAGAAGCUGUGGCGCAGCAAUGGCAGCCUGCACACACUGGCCUGCCACCCACCCCUGAGCCCAGGGCCCUGGGCCAGCCAGGCCCGGGCACAACUGCUGCAUGCCCUCAGCCUAGACGAGGGUGGCCCGGAGCCUGAGCCCAGCCUGUCUGACUCCUCUAGUGGCGGUAGUUUUGGCCGUAGCCCCGGCAUUGGCCCUAGCCCCUUCAGCUCCUCUCUGGGCCAUAUUAACCACCUUGGUGGCUCCCUGGACCGGGCCUCAAGAAGCCCCAAGGAGGCUGGGCCAUUGGCUAUGCUGAGCUGCCUGCCAGAGCCACCACCCCCCUACGAGUUCUCCUGCCCCACCACUGAAGAAGUGGUGGCCAUUCCGCCUGACACCUGUGAGGACCUGAAGCAAAUCCUUAGCGAUGAGAAUGGCUCCAACCCCUUCACACAGGUGCUGGAGGAGCGCCAGCGCCUGUGGCUGUCUGAGCUGAAGCGCCUGUAUGUGGAGCGGCUGCAUGAGGUGGCCCAGAAGGCUGAGCGUAGGGAGCGUAACCUCCAGCUGCAGCUGUUCAUGGCCCAGCAGGAGCAGCGGCGCCUACGCAAGGAGCUGCAGGCUCAGCAGGGCCUGGCCCCUGAGCCUCGGCCCCCUGGCAGUUUCCCAGAGGCUGACCCCAGUGCACGACCAGAGGAGGAAGCCCAAUGGGAGGUGUGCCAGAAGACAGCGGAGAUUAGCCUCUUGAAGCAGCAGCUGCGGGAAGCCCAAGUGGAACUGACCCAGAAGCUGGCUGAGAUCUUUAGUCUGAAGACGCAACUUCGGGGCAGCCGGGCACAAGCCCAGGCUCAGGAUGCAGAACUGGCCCGGCUACGCCAGGCUGUGCGCAGCCUGCAAGAGCAGGCCCCUCGGGAGGAAGCCCCAGGCAGCUGUGAGACAGAUGACUGUAAGAGCAGGGAGCUGCUGGGGGAGGCAGGAGGCAGCGAGGCCAGAGAUAGUGCUGAGCAGCUGCGAGCUGAGCUGCUGCAAGAACGGCUCCGGGGCCAGGAGCAGGCUCUGCGCUUUGAGCAGGAACGGAGGACUUGGCAGGAGGAGAAGGAGCGUGUGCUGCGCUACCAGCGGGAGAUCCAGGGGGGCUACAUGGACAUGUACCGCCGCAACCAGGCACUGGAGCAGGAACUGCGGGCACUGAGGGAGCCCCCCACGCCCUGGAGUCCUCGGCUGGAGUCCUCUAAGAUCUGAGGCCAGCAGAGUGAGCUGACAGCAGACACACUGUCAGAGGGCACCCUGAGAGCUGGCUCAGCCCUCCCUGACACUGGUCUGGGGCGGAAUCUGCAGAGGCCAGCCCAGGGCCAGGCAGGCCCAUAGAGAGGAGGGAUCUAGGGGGGCUGUGGGCUGGGCAGGGUGCCUGCAGCAUGAGCCAGGGCAAGUCUCUCCUGGUAGAAGAGCACCCGGGUAGGGCCCAGUCCUGCUCCCUGGUAUAGUUGUGGCCCAGGGCAGGAGGCUGGGGAAUUGAGCCUAGUGAUGCAGAAGAGCAGGCAUGAAGGUAUGAGGGAGGGAGGCUACAGGUCCAGGCUGAGGCUAUCUCCACAGAAGGAGGCUAGGAUGGGAACAUUGGCCUCCCUCAGAAUAAAACCGUAAUUU